AUGACGUACGUAGGUUUGUUUUGCUGCACCACAACAGGUGUGCUCUUUUGCUGCGGUCUUCCUUCGAAUGCGCUUGAGUUGGCUGGACACUUCUUCAGUUGCUCCACGCUGAACACUUUGUUCAUGAAUCGCAUGGAUUCUGGCAACUCCAAUCGAUACACCAGCGUAAUGAAUGGUGAUGUUCUUCGGGUUGAGCAGUACCUAUUGUCCAACCUCGAAGCUCUCGUUGCGUCGCUUGCGAUCGUAGUAUCGUUUCUGCUGCUCCUAAGCUGCUUGGAGUGA
Molecule: messenger RNA, 282 nt
Organism: Plasmopara halstedii
Lineage: Eukaryota; Oomycota; Peronosporomycetes; Peronosporales; Peronosporaceae
Exons: 2
Coding region: 1-282 (93 amino acids)
Source: RefSeq, a predicted model, not a curated record